UUAUUUUUAAAUUUUAUAAAUAAAUGAUUAAUUUUUUAUUUCACAAUUAGCGUGAUUAUUUAUUGGAGUAUUAUAUUCCUCGUGUUAUGGAGUACGUAUUAGCUGGACUUAUAAAUGUAGAACUUAUACGUUCACUAUGAGCCCUUUAAUGCUAUGAAAAAUUAUUAAAGGCAGAAAUGCGCAUGUUUGCGCCAUCUAUUAGAUUAAUGCUCAACAAUUAGAACGGCCUGUUUUAUCAAUUUUUAAGCGAUAAGUUUAGUCGCAAUACGGCAGGUUCACCAACCUUACAAUUCAAAAGUUCCUACUACCUUCUGCAUUUUGUCCCUCCCUCAGUCCAAUUGGAUAGAAAUUAUAUUGGCACUACUUACUACUGGUACACAGUUAAUUAGUCACAUAGUAGAUAAGUUACGCAAAUAUGUUGUGUUAUAAUAUCUAAGUGAUAAAAAGCAACAAGAUAUUUUUUUAAGUUACUUCAAAUCAUACUGUUACAAACAAUACAAGACUUAUAAUGGUAUGGUUGUGCAAUACAUAUGAUAAUAAAAAUCAUUGGCUUUAACUUGGUAGAUAAUUAAAUACAAUGAAUUUAAAGUUACAUUGGUUCUUUAGUCAUGUGGAAUUAAGAGUGUCAGUGUAUAAAUUUGAAAGUUUUAAUGUAAGUCUGUCUCAAAUAAUGACCACAAAUAAAUAACCUCGGAACAAACAUCAACUGCCUCCUAGCUCCAGAGGGAACAAACAGUAACUAACAUUUAUUCAUACUGCCAACAACUACCUUGUAUGAUAAAUCGAAUGCACCCGUAAUUUUGAAAAUAAACAAAUACAUUUUAUUGUAUUGUUUUUUUAUAACUUUCAGUUUAAAAGGUGUAAACACGUUGCUAUGAGUGCCGGGCUUCUUGACUAUAGCUUUUGGAAUGAAAAGAGACAUCGCUAACCACUCGAGUGUAUAUUACGUUAUUUAUUAUGAUCCCAAACAUAAAACUCAACUCUUGAGUUAGCAAAAAAAUUAACAUAAAACGUUUUAGUUAUAAAGCCUUUUAUUUGUUCACUUAAAUUAAAGUUUUUAUAAAAGAGUGUCGUUUGUGUAAUUUCGAACUAAAAAGUUGACGAACUUUUUUUUUUCUGUAAAAUUCGCUACAGCAGAAAAUGUCUUGCAAUUAUGCUGAUGGAUUAUCUCCAUAUGAAAAUAAGGGUGUCUUAGGGCUUGCUGAG
Molecule: messenger RNA, 1206 nt
Organism: Cotesia glomerata
Lineage: Eukaryota; Metazoa; Arthropoda; Insecta; Hymenoptera; Braconidae
Product: NAD-dependent protein deacetylase Sirt6-like
Molecular function (GO): NAD+ binding
Source: RefSeq, a predicted model, not a curated record